UAUCUCAGCACAACGCACAAUCAUUUUGCCUCCAUUUCCGUCGUGAAAACAUAUUCCUCUUUCUUAUGAUUUUAAAGCCGUGUAGACCAAUGCAUUUUAAAGAAAAAAUCUCACAGGGAAAGACGUGCUAAAAGCAAACUUUGGGAAAGCAGAAAACGAACAAGAUAAAUUUUUUCGGUAAAAAGAACUACAAGGUCAAGAUGGACAAAGCAUUUCAAAAUCAGACCAAUGUAUCCUUACACAGCGAUUUUGUUGACCAAAACGAUGAAUCUGUGGAAUCCAAAAUAGCCAAGGCUGUGGCAUUUGGCAUAGUGUUUUUGGUAGCAGUACUCGGGAACUUUCUUGUUAUAGUGGCAGUCAUUCAGAAUCAGCGGAUCCAUACUGUAAUCAAUUAUCUCAUUGUCAACAUGGCCAUUGCAGAUCUGCUAUACAUCAUAAUGGUAAUGCCACCGAUGUAUAUUGAAAUUUUUAACUAUUACGACUGGGCUAUGGGCACGUAUGCUCGUGGGGUUUAUUUCUGCAAGGUUGUCCACUUUUGUCAUUACUUAUUCGUAGUGGUCUCCGUGCUGACCCUAGCGGCCAUCGCUGUUGAUCGAUUCUGUGCGAUAGUCCUUCCCCUAAAAAGAAUCGUCACUAAACAAGUCUUCUAUGUAAUAAUACCUGUUAUCUGGCUUGUGGCGUCGGGGAUGGCAGCUCCAGUUUUUUAUGCGCAAAAAAUAAUUGAAAAUUCGAAAGGAUUUUUGUCUUGUGAAGAAGACUGGUCGCCUGCUUUUGAGACUCGCAAAGCAUCAAGGGUUUACAGCGCCAUGCUCUUUGCUAUAGCGUACUGUGUUCCCUUCUUAGCCAUUACCAUCAUGUAUACAAUGAUAUGCAGAAAACUUUGGAUGCGCAAAAUUCCCGGAGAACGAGACGCCAAAUCACGGAAAGGAAUAGUGGAGUCUCGCAAGAAAGUUGUCAAAAUGCUUAUUGCAGUUGUGAUUGCAUUUGUCGUUUGUUGGUUGCCGGUACAGGUGACGACAUUUAUGUGGGAGUACAAGGAACAUUCUUUGUCAAUUCCACCCUUUGUGUAUUUCACAUGUAAAUUUCUCAUGCGCGCGCAUGCUUCUGUCAGUCCUUGCAUGUAUGCAGCCUUCAACGAGAACUACCGAACGGGCUUCAAAAAAGCUCUGACUUGUUGUCGAAAAUCGAAGAGAGACAAUUAUACAAACUCUCGUAUACAUCUCCAUAGAAAGGAAUCCGGUUCGGAAACAGGAGGAAGAAGGGGAACAGUGGUUUACUUUGCUUCAAGGAAAUAUAAUCACCCUUAUCUUGUCUAAUUAGCGCAUAUAGUCAUCAGCAAAAUAACUGGCCUAGUUAAAAUUUUUGGUGCGUAAAUGCGGGGGGCUAUAUGGCAGCUAUGACAUCAAAUCCAACAUGGUGUCUAUCACGGUCAAAUCCAAUAUGGCAGCUAUGACAUCAAAUACAACAUGGCGGCUAUGACGUCAAAUCCAAUAUGGCAGCUAUGACGUCAAAUCCAACAUGGUGUCUAUGACGUCAAACCCUAUAUGGCGGCUAUGAAUUCAGAUUCAAUAUGAUGGCUAUAAGGUCAGAUCUUAUAUGAUGGGUAUAUAACAUUUGGGUUUUUAUCUCUAUUUGCUGUUGAAGCAUUUGACAAAUACCUUGUGAUAAAAUCAUGAUACUAAUAAAAAUCAUGCCUUGAUAGGAAAAUUAAACUACUCAGUUCUUCGAAUUUAUUUUUCUAUUUUUAAUUCCUUCUAAGUUGCAUGUCUAUGAAUCGAAAUGGAUAGAUACAUCAUGCGCCUAUGUCAGUUGACGUCUAAGAUUUUUUGCACCAUCAAGUGACGGCAGUCUUGUUGAAUGGCACUAA
Actinia tenebrosa (Australian red waratah sea anemone) is the source of this 1867-nucleotide messenger RNA. RefSeq names its product RYamide receptor-like. Gene Ontology annotation, biological process: G protein-coupled receptor signaling pathway. Gene Ontology annotation, molecular function: G protein-coupled receptor activity. NCBI's taxonomy places the organism in Eukaryota, Metazoa, Cnidaria, Anthozoa, Actiniaria, Actiniidae. Gene Ontology annotation, cellular component: plasma membrane. The record is from RefSeq and is a predicted model, not a curated record.